AUGCCGUCACAACAAGCAUUAGCCCCCGCACAGCGGCGCAUAUUUGAAAAAAUGGGAAACGAAAUUGAGAGCCGUGAGUACACCAAAGCGCUACGCUCAGCGGACGCAAUUCUCAGCAUGGCACCUGAACAUGUUGAUACUCUUGCUAUGAAGGGUGUAUCAAUGUUUAAUCUGGACCGUAAAGAGGAGGGCUAUGAUACCAUUAAAAAAGCUAUUGCGCUUAAUCCGAGUUCCACAAUGGCAUGGCACUCUCUAGGAGUGUGUCAGCGUAGUGAUAGAAACUACCACGAAACUCUGAAAGCAUUCAAGCGUACACUAACAACUGAUCCGAACAAUUUCAACGUUAUGCGGGAUAUCUCAUCAAUUUGCAUUCAACUACGGGAUUGGGAGCAAUUUUUGGAGAUUCGUGAGAGAAUGCUAACGCUCAAGGCAGGAAAUCGUGCCAAUUGGAUCGCGCUUUCCUGUGGCCACCGUAUCCUUGGCAAUUACAAGCUCGCUGCCGCUAUGAUGGAUGUAAUGGCUUCAAUCAUGAGUUGCGGCGAUCAUCCGGUCGAGGUAAGUGAAGUGCAACUUUAUCGAGUGGAGCUAGAACUUGAGAGUGGUGAACCGCAAAAAGCGCUGGAGUUGCUGAAGCGGCACGAUGCAGAAAUAAAGGACACUGUUACUAAGCUAUUGUUGCGUGCCAAGUCACAUGCUCAGCUUGGUCAGAAGGUGGAAGCGACAAAGCGCUACAUGGAACUCAUAUCCAUGGGUUUCCACGAGGCUGACUGCAUCGCUUCUAUUGCGCAGCUGCGAAAAAUACCAUUGGAUGCUUAUCUUCGCCCCAAGCGAGAUGUGGACAGGUACAUGGAGCUGAUGGAACAGGUACUUGAAGUUACUAAUCAUAAAAGCAACAAUUACGCAAGCCGUCACCUUCUAGACUGUGUACCGUUGGAUCAGCUCAAGGAGCGUCUCAUCACAUUCGCCAAGCCCUACAUAAUACGCAUGAUUCCCUCUGUUGUCAGCGUUCUCAAGUCUCUGUACCGAGAUGAAGAGCGUGUCAAUGUAGUUGGCGAGGUCUUUAAACAGUGGGAGCAGGAGCUCCUUUCGGACGAUUUUUCUAGCUUUGGUAACGAAAAAAAACCUUGCUACAUUCUUUGGGUGAAGAUGUUUCUUGCAUCUCACCAUCGUCGGACGGGGGACUACGCCACCGCACACAUUUACAUUGAUGAAGCGAUUGCCCACACACCCACACUUGAAUUAUUGUACCUUGAGAAGAGCAAAAUUUACGCGCGCGAGGGUAAGACGUCGGAAAUGGCACAGUCUGCUGACUUUUGCCGGAAACUGGAUCUACAAGACAAGUAUCUUAACAGUAAGGCUGCCAAAUACUUUCUUCGCGACAAUCAAAUUGAAAAAGCUGAGGAAACGAUUCAGCUAUUCUACAAAGAAUCGGUCGUGUCAGGCGACACCUAUCUUACUGCGCUGGAAUCACAAUGCGCCUGGUAUGGACACGAGAUGGGCGAGGCCUUUUACCGCCGCGGUGACUAUAUCUCAGCCCUCCAAAACCUCCUUCUAUUUGAAUUACACCACUACAACAAUCACUGUGAGUUGACCGAUUUCCAUGCGUAUGUAUUUCGACGCUGCACGAUGCGGCCAUGGUUCAACGUCAUUGAUUGUGAUGAUAACAUGGGUAAGAACAAGUUCCUCCUGAAACAAUGCCCAGCCAUUGUGCGCUGUUACAUGAAAGUGGACGAAUUGGGGGAAGAGACGGUGCGCGCCGCGCAUAUACCGCGUCCGGAGUUGGUGCUAGACGGGGUCGGCACUGAGGAUGCCAAACGUCUCAGGCAGCUGCGAAAGGAUUAUUAUAUAACCGAUAUCGAUCUCACAGAUCCGAUGGCAAAAGCUGAGCGUUACCUAACCUACCUCCUCGACAACUGCGCGUAUCUCGAGAGCGUUCACACGCUGGCUGUAGAAUACUACACCAGGAGGAAGAAUUCUUGUGUGGUGGCACGUGAAUUGCUAUGCCUGAAGCGACUUGGGCACCAAGGAUUGGAAACGCUAGUGGAGGAAUUUACACGGGGAAUAUACGCGGAGCAAAUGAAUGACAUGGACAUCCGCGUCCGUGAUGUUGUUGACACACUUUUGCAGUAUAUAACCAAAUCCGACUAG
This is a messenger RNA of Phytomonas sp. Hart1, 2148 nucleotides long. Lineage: Eukaryota; Euglenozoa; Kinetoplastea; Trypanosomatida; Trypanosomatidae. The record is from the annotation of a GenBank genome assembly.